AUGCCUCCGCGCCGCCGCCCCGCCUCUGGCUACCACGGCGUUCGGGCGCGGCCGAGCGGCCGAUUCGACGCGGAAAUCCGUUUCGGCGAGGAGCGGAUCUGCCUCGGCACGUUCGACACGGCGCGGGCGUACGACGCCGUCGCGUGGCGGCUGGGCCGCUCCCGCCGCGCAAUGAACUUCCACGACGUGUUCACGCGGGAGCAGGCGGAGAUGCUCGCGCCGCCACCGCCGCGCGACGAGGCGCUUCGCCUUGAAUGGGCGCGCCGCUUCCCCGAGGACGUCGCCGCCACGGCGGCCUUCUACGCGGAGAAGGAGCAGAAGGAGGAGGAGAAGGCGGCGGCGAAGGCGAAGAAAAAAGCUAGCCGCGACAAGCGCCGCGCCAAGUCCGCGGCGAGGAAGGCGGCGAGGAAGGAGGAGGAAAAGAAGAACGGCACAGGGCCGUCGACCAUCGUCCUCUCCUCCUCCUCCUCCUCCUCCUCCUCCUUCGAGUGGACGAUGACGCCGGUGUCGGAGACAACUCCGAGCAGCUCGGACUUCGAUUGGGAGUCGGACGAGUAG
Molecule: messenger RNA, 558 nt
Organism: Lolium perenne
Lineage: Eukaryota; Viridiplantae; Streptophyta; Magnoliopsida; Poales; Poaceae
Source: RefSeq, a predicted model, not a curated record